Molecule: messenger RNA, 33810 nt
Organism: Closterium sp. NIES-65
Lineage: Eukaryota; Viridiplantae; Streptophyta; Zygnematophyceae; Desmidiales; Closteriaceae
Source: the annotation of a GenBank genome assembly
AUGCCUCCCUUCCCCUCCCCGCUGCCUUCCUUCCCCACUCCCGGUACCUCCUCCCCCGCUCCCUCUUUGCCCCCCUCCCCGCACCCCCUCACAGGGCUGACGUGGUUCCCGAACGCCAGUGCGGACGACGAUUGGCUGGAAGAGGCUGCUACGGCCUCACACGCCUUGCCGCCGGCUCAGGCUGCGAGCAGGAGCGCUGUAUCAGGACACGUGCGAGAGGAGGUCGUCAAGAUCGAGGAGAUCUCCACAGAGAUCGUGACCGUCCAGGAGAUAUCCACCGAGAUCGGACGGCCAGCCAGGUCCCGCCGAUCAGGGGCAAGAGCCGCGCGAGAAGCAGGCUCAGGCGAAGCGGAGGAGAAGAAGAAAGGGAAGAAGGGGAAGAAGGUAGCUAGGUCGAAACGAGAAGCACAGCCGCCGGAUGAGGCGACUAGCGCGGAUCCUAGGUUGCCUGAACGGGUGCGGCCUGCAGUAAGAGAUGUUGUAGUGCCACAAACAACAGCGGAAGCACAGACGCCCAGUUCUAGCCCUGCUCCUGCUGCCAGUGGUGCUGGUGGUGCCAGUGGUGCUGGUGGUGCCAGUGGUGCUGGUGGUGCUGGUAGGACUGGGCUUAUAGCUGGCUUGGCAGCAGGGGCAGCAGCAGCAGGCGGGGCCGUAGCAGCCGGGGUGGCAGGUUUGGUUGCAGGGCGAGAAGCCAAGCCAGCAGAAGAAGCAACCAGCGGGGAUGCGAUGGAGGGGGUGGAAGGUUCAGAAGGGGUGCGAGGUUCGGAAGGGGUGGGGGGGUCGGAAGGGAUGAGGGAAGACUCGAGAACGUCAGUUGCAGCCGUGCUGGCGUCAGGGGACACUGCAAGAGACCUCAGUAGUGUUGGCGACUCAGAGUCUGCCGUACAAAGUCUGCCUGAACCAACAGCACAAGCAGCACGAACAGCAGGGGCAGCAGAAGCAGCAGAAGCAACAGAGGCAGCAGAAGCAGCAGACACGGGUGAUAGAGGUGAAGCGGCAGAAGCAGGUUCAGCAGGGGAAGCAGGCCCGAGCGGAGCAGCAGUUGCUGCUGCAGCUGGGGCUGGUGCCGGGGCAGCAGUGGCAGGCGCCGUGGUAGGAGGAGCUCUAGGCGCUGCUCUAGGCUCUCGGGAAAUCUCUAGAGACGAUCCCAGAGAGCAGUCCGGUGGGGGGUCGAAACGAGCCACCCCUGGGACUCCGCUAGGUGGGAGCUCGCCUGUGUCUGCAGGGGAAGGGGGGGGCAGGCGGGAGGCGAAGGCGAAGCGGAACAGGGUGGGGGAGGGGGCGUUUGGAUCAGGGGAUCAGCAGGAAGGGGUGUUCGGUGGGGAGGUUUCUGGGGGGAGCGGACGGCAGGGGAGCCAGGGGCGCGGAAGCAUGGGGAGAAGCAGCGGCAGUAGUGGCAGUGGCAGAGAUAGGGAUACGCUCCUGCAGCAGCAGCAGGUGCAGCAGCAGCAGCGGCAGCAGCAGCAGCAGUCAUGGUCGAAGCAGCCCCUACCUGGUCAUGGUCCUGGCGGCGCUACUGGUAUGCCUCCUAUACGCAGCAACAGCGAGCUUCCCCCCCUUCCCUACCGCAGCACCAGCGGCCUUCCCCCCCAGCCCCUCCGCAGCAGCAGCGGCCUUGCUGCCCUCUCCGCACCAACCAAUAGCAAUCUCCUGCAGCGCGCCGCCACGGGCAGCGGUGACCGUUGGAUCUUCCACUCUGGCGCGGAUCGGGACCAGCUUGUGGAGUCGGAUUCAAGUGAUGACUCGGAGACGAUGAGUGGGCGGCUGGAGGGCGGGUUGGGGGACUCGUGGGGGAGAGCGCGAGGGGGAGACGAAGCAGGGUCGUUCAAAGCGGGGAGUCUGGCGAGUCAGGGGUCUAGAGGCGGAGGCAUGAGUCCCGUAUCUGAAAUAGGGGAGCAGGGAGCGGGUACCAUUUCAGGGAGAGCGAGGGGCGGGUUAUGGCAUGGGGCUCCUCGCCCUAGCAGCGCGGGCAAGUCUGGGAGAUCACGGCUAGGAAAGAGAUCGCCUAGAGGUUCGUCUCUAGGGGCAGGGAUGCUGGAGCGAGUAGCAGGUGGGACGGCGGACAGCAGAGGGAGUUUUGGCACAGGGGCGGAGAUUAACAGAGCGAGUAAGAGCAUGAGGGGGUUGCCAGUAGAGGGGUUGGCCAGCGCUGGGGCUAGUGGGGCGUGGAGCUCGUCGGAUGGCGAGGGGAGUGUGGAGAGGAGGGGGGCAGCAGCGGCGGCUCAGCCUGUGGUUGUGGGAUUUGUGGGGCCUGCCAGGCCGGGUACGCCUGUUUCGCUGUCCAGGGUUGGGUCUGGGGCUCCUGUGCUGCGCCCUGCGACUUCGGGGGGUUUGUUGCUGGAGGAUGUGGGGAAGUAUGAUGACUGGGUGGUGUAUGAGAGUGAGGGGGAGGAGGAGGAGGUGCAGAGUAGGCUUGUCCGGGGGAGGGGGAGAGUGGUGGAGAAGAGGGUGGUGCAGGAGGGGGGGGUGGCGGGGGUUGUGGAUAAGAAGGAGGUGAGGGAGGGAGGGCAUGCACAGGGAGUAGGAGCAGCAGCAGCAGCAGCGGCAGGGGCAGGGGCAGCGGGGAUGACGGUUGGGAAUGUGGGGCGGAGGAAUGGGGUAGAGAGGGACGUGUGGAGAGCAGGGGAAGAGGACUCUGAUGACUCGGACUCGGAAAUCAAACACGAGGCGGGAUGGGGGCCUGCCUCACAACAGCAGCAGCAGCAACAGCAGAGUAACGGAUUCAUGUUCAACAGCCAAGGGGGAAUGCCAGGGGGCGGGUUUCACCCGGGGGAGGUUCAUUCGGGGCAGGGUCAGCCUGGCGCAAGGCAUGCACCCCAGCCACCCACCAGCCCGCGACCAUCAUCUCCCCGACCUCUCCCUUUCGCAUCUAGGUCUCGGUCCUCUGCCCCCGCUCCUCCUCACCCCCAGCAGCAGCUCCCCCCUCGCCCUGUCGGCCCUCCUACCGCCUCCUCCUCUCAGCUCGGCCCUUCACAGCCCCACCCAUUCGCGUCAGGAACAGCAGGUAAGCCGCGCAUACCCCCCAUCCCCCCGGCUUAUGGUCACUCCCCUGCUUAUGCCGCACCUGCUGCUGCGUCUGCUGCUGUGCCGGGUUCCGGCCUGCACCCGUUCGCCCCUGGCGGUUACGCGGGAGGGGCGGGAGCUCCUGCAGCAGCAGCAGGGGCUGUGCCUGGGGGCCAGCAGGCAGGGGGGCAGCAGGCAGGGGGGCAGCAGUCGUGGGGGGGGUCUGUGGCAGGGUUCUUUGCAGGGGCAAGCGCGUUUGUGUUUGGGGCGAAGCAUGACGGGCAAGCAGGGAGAGAGGCAGGGAAGGAGGCGCAGCAAGGAAAGGACUUGAAUCAGGCAGGUGAUGCUGGGGCUGGGUUAAGGGACGGGGAGCAAGGGGGGUCUGGGGCGGCAGGUACAGCAGCUGCAGCAGGUGUAGCAAGUGUAGCAAGUGGGGGCAGUGGUAGUGGCGGUGCCAGUGGUAGUGGUAGUGGUAGUGCUAUGCGCCCUCCUCGUCCUCCUUCCCUUGCCAUUCCUGGAGCAAAGGAUAAUGCCACUAGCCCUGGUGCUGGCCGCUAUUCCACCCAUACACAUGCAGGAGCAAACGGAGAGGUUGCAGAGCCGCCAGCAGCAGCAGCAGCAGCUAGUGCUGCUGGUGCUGCUGCUGCUGCUCCUGGUGUGUUUGUGCUAGCGGAGGGGCAUGAGGCUCUUAUGUCUCCCAUUGCGUUCGUUACAGUGUCGCCUGCUAAGAGCACAGGGAGAGGCGCAGAUGGAGCUGCAUUGCCAGGGGCAGCUGCAGCAGCGGCGGCGGUGCCUGGGAGAGCGGUGGGAGGAGCAGCAGAGAUGGGGGUGAUGAGUCAGCAGCCUGCACAGGGGUACCGGCCUGGGGCGGGGCUUGGUGGGUGGAGUAAAGGCUCUGGUGCUAGGGCUGGUGGGUUUGGUAUAGGGUGGGGGGAGGGGAGUGAGGAGGAGGAAAGUGAAGAGGCGGAGAGUGAGGAAGCGACGGAGGAGGGUGAAGAGUAUGAGGAGGAGGAAGAGGAUGAAGAGGAGGAAGAGGAGGAGAUGGAGUAUAGUAGUGAUGAGGAGAGUGAGGAGGAAAGUGAGGAAGAGAUUGAGGAAGAGAGUGAGGAGGAAAUUGAGGAGGAGAGUGAAGAGGAGAUCGAGGAGGGGAGCGAGGAGGCAACUGAGGAUGCAAGUGAGGAGGAAGAGGAGGAAGAGGAGGAGGAAGAAGAGAGCGAGGAUGAGAGUGUAGGUGCGUGGGUGGGCAGACCGAUACUGGCACCGUCACAGGGAGGCACUCCCACGGGCUAUAGCGGCAUGAAAACCCCCGAUGCAAUCGGAGGCAUCGUGUUUAUCAACGAGUACGGCGCCGCACCCCCCUCCCCUUUUCUGGAGGCAAAUUCUAUGCGUACUGGAGGGGGUACGAGCGGGGCCAGCACGCCGUUGAGUGGGGGAGCUGGCAUGGGAAUGGGUGGGGCGAGUGGGGCAAUGGGGGGGGGGAGCAAGUCGCCUAGUGGCAGGCCAGGGGAGGAUGAUGAGCGUGUGUUUGUGGUUUUUAACAAGUCGAGAUUCUCACCCACUGCUGCUGGCGCUGCUGCUGCUGCUGCUGGCGCUGGUGGUGCUGCUGGUGGUGCUGGUGGUGGUGGCUUGUUGGCUGAUACUCAAGGAUCAGGGACCCUUGUGGUGAGGAUUGAGAGAGGUGCGGAGGAGGAGGGAAGUGAGGAGGACGAGGGGGAGGUUGGCAGUGAGGGGUGGGAUGGAGGGGAGAGUGGGGAGGAGGAUGGGAGUGAGGGUCGGAGUGGGAUGGAAGGAGAGAGUGAGGAGGCUGAGAGUGAGGAGGGAAGUGGGUUUGAUGGAAGUGCUGAGGGAGAGAGUGAGGGGGAGAGUGAAGGGAGUGAAGGGGAGGAGAGUGGGACAGAAGGGAGUGAGAUGAGGGUAGGUAGGGAGGAGGGAGAAGAUGGGGAAUUUAGUGCGGUGGAGAGUGGUGCUUCUGGAGGGAGUGAGGGGAGCGAGGAGGAGAGUGAGGAGGGGAGUGAGGAGGGGAGUGAGGAGGGGAGUGAGGAGGAGAGUGAGGAGGGCAGUGAGUCAAGCCUUAGCCCUGUGGGGAGUUCAGACGAGGGAGAGACUGAGUACGUGGGGAGUGGGGAAAGUGAGACAGAAGAGAGUGAGGAGGAGAGAGGGAGUGAGGAAGAGAGUGGGAGUGAGGAGGAGAGUGGGAGUGAGGUGGAGAGUGAGAGUGAGGGGACGGAAAGUGGUUCGAGUGAAAGCGAGGGGAGUGAGGAGACAGGGUCGAGUGAUGAUGAGGAUGGCACAACUUUGGAUGGCACAUGGGACGGCACAUUGGAUGGCACAAUGGAUGGCACUGUGGGCGGCACAAUAGACGACAGAACGCUGGAUGGGACAGAGGUUGUGACUCCAGGCGGGAGUGACACUAUGGAGCGGACUUUCACCCUGGAAGAGACCGAGACAGCUGUUAGUGAGAUGCUGGGAAGGACGUUGACUAGGGAGGGGAGUGGGACUAUUGAGGGGAGUGAGCUUAUAGAGGGGACGGAUGCAAUGGGGCGAAGUAUCACGUUUGAGACAGUGGGGAGGACUGAGACGUUUGAAGGCAGUGGGACUAUAGAGAGAAGUGGCACUAUGGAGGGGAGUGGUACUAUUGGGAGGAGUGACACUAUGGAGGGAAGUGAGGCUAUGGGGAGAACCAACACGUUUGAAACCCUCGGGGAGACUAGGACUUACGAAGGCAGUGAUACAAUGGAGGGGAGUGAGACUAUGGAGGGGAGUGAGACCUUUGAAAGGAGUGGCACUAUGGAGGGGAGUGAGACUGCUGGGACGGCAGAUAGAACCUUGACUUCGGAGGGAACUGAUGUUCCGAGUGAUAGUGAAAGGGGUGGCCGUAGGAGGGCAGACAGUGACAGGGACAGCAGUCAGAGGGAUGGUAGCUCGUAUGAGGAAGAUAGCUUAUCCAAGGGGAGUGAGGAGAGUGAAGAGAGUGAGGAGAGCGAAGGGAGUGAUGUGACAGAGAGUGUGGAAGAUGGUGAUACUAUGGAGGAUAGUGAUAGUAUGGAGGGGAGUGAGGCGGUGAGCAGGAGUGCAGCGAGCAGGAGCAGAGGAGGGUACAGUGAUGAUGUUGUGCUUAUAGAGGUGGUGACUGUAACAGGGUCUCGAACCAGUGGGACCCGGGAAGACUUGUCGAGCGUGCGAGGGAUGAGUGAGAUUGGGAGUGAGAUGGGGAGGAGUGAGAUGAGUAGGAGGAAGAGAGCGGGGAGUGAGAGUAUGGGGAGUGAUACAGAUGGGACAGAGAUGGAGGCAAGUGAGUCGGGCAUGAGUGGGAGCGAGGAGAGUGGGAGUGAGGGGAGUGGGGAUGAGGAGAGUAGGAGUGAGGAGAGUGGUAGUGGAGGGAGCAGCAGGAGUGGAAGUGAUGAGAGUGAGGGGAGUGAGAGUGAGGGUAGUGAGAGUGAUGGCGAUGAGAGUGCAAGUCACAGCUCAGCAGUGUCUGGAACAUAUGACUCCCACUCCCACACCCAUUCACAGAGCAGUGGCGCUGCGUCAUUGGCGGAUGCGAUGCGGUCGCCUGGAUGGAAGAGACCCCUCACUGUGAAGGUGGGGGGUAGCUCCCAAGAGCCUAGUUCAGAGGAAGAGGAGGUGGAGGAGGAGGAGGAGGAGGAAGAGGAUGAUGAUGAGGAGGAAGGCAGUGAGGGUGUUACUGCAACUGAGGAGGAGGAGGAGGAGGAGGAGGGAAGCUCAAUUGAGGAUGAGGAUGAAGAGGAGGAGGAGGAGGAGCAGGAGGAGAGUGUGUUUACAGACAAUAGGAGCUCAGAGGGACAAGGGAGUUUAGAGAGCGACAGGAGGUCAGAAAGUGAGAGGGGAUCAGAAGGGGAAGAAGACGAAGAGGAGGAGCAGGAGGAGAGUGUGUUUACAGACGACAGGAGCUCAGAAGCAGGGCAAAGCACAGAAAGUGACAGGCGUUCAGAAGGGGAUAGGUCAGAGGGUGACAGGUCAGAGGAGGAUGGGAUGUCAGAGGGAGAGGAUGAUACCGAGGAAGAAGGAGGGGAGAGUUUUGGGAGCGAGGAGGAGGAGAGGGCGGCAAAGAUGCUUCGAGCAGAGAGCAAGAGGCGGUUUGAUGCAGUGCUCGGGCAGCUGAAGGGGCAGCUGAAGGUUCUGUCGCAGCAGGAUUCACAGGGGAGCGGGCAGUCUGAAGGCAGUGAGGGGAGUGGGGAGGGGAGUGAGGAGGGGAGUGAGGAGGGGAGUGAGGGAUUUUGGGGGUCUGAUAGGAGUGGAGUGGGUGUGGGAGAUGGGAGGAGAGAGGAGGAGGAGAGUGGGGAGGGUGAGGAGGAGUAUGAGUCGGCGAGUGAGAGAGGGGAAGAGUCGCAAGAGGAGGAUGAGUAUGGUUCCAGAAGUGCGAGUGAGAGAGAGAGUGAGAGGGAGAGUGAGAGCGAAGGAGGAAGGCACGAGGAGGAGGAGGAGGAGUGGGUGGAGGAAGAAGCAAGGGAUUCGGUUAGGAGUGGUUCGGAGGAAGCCUGGGUGCACGGCAGUGAGGAGGAACAGGAUGAUUCAGAAGAAGGGGAGGAGGAGGGGGGAGGGGGAAGGGAAGAGGAGGAGGAGGGGGAGGGGCAAAGGGAAGAGGAGGAGGAGUACGCGACUGGGUCUGCUGCCAGCACUCCACAGAGCACGGGAGGGUCCUCUGGAGGGUCUACCCCCCACAGUGCAAUCGCCGUUACCACUAGCGCGUCUGAUAUGGCUGGCCCUCGGCCUACAGGUGAGUUUCCCUCUCCCUUUUACCGGCCAUCAUCCCCUGGUUCUGCUUCUGCUGCGCUUGCUGCUUCUGCACCUGGAGCGCCUGUGUCUGCUUCGCCUGUGCUUGCUGCCGCACCUGCAUGUGCUUCGCCUGGCCCUGCUGCCUCUGCUGCUCCUCUUCCUCCUGCUGCUGCUGCCUCCGUUGUUGCCCCUCCUGCUGGCUCGACUGUUGCCCCUCCUGCUGCUGCCUCGGUUGUUGUCCCUCCUGCUGGCUCGGCUGUUGCCCCUCCUGCUGCCCCUCCUGCUGCCUCUGCUGCUACUGUCUUGUCUGCAGGUCCCCAACCAGUGCAAGAAAGCGAGCACUACACUACGAGGCUGCUGACCAAUCAGGAGCAGCGUCCACCUGGAACAGCAGAAGCAGCAACGUCACAAGCAGCAGCUUCAUCAGCAGCAGCUGCUGCAGUGGUGCCUACUGGCAAGCCAUCCAAGGCUGUUCCAGCCGCCUCUCUUGCCCUAGCCCCUGCUGUUCCUCCAGCUGCCUCCCCUGCUAGUGCCCAACCUGCACCCCCUGCCGGCACCUCCGCUGCAACCCUAGCUGCAUCUCCAGCAGUGUCCCCAGCCUCUUCUCCUCCUCACUACCCACCCCAUCCGUCCCAGCAUCCUCCCCCUCCUCCCCAGUAUUCCCCUUCUCCAUCCACCCCAGAGUUCUCUCCCCUUCCCUUGUCUCACCCCCCUGAACCCAUCCCCUCUAUCCUCCACCCAAUGGACCCACGUGCACAUCCAGUUUCCGUGCCUCCUCACACUACAACCUCUCCACCUGCCCUUACAACAGCCUCUCCCACCACCUUUGCUACAGCCGCUCCUACCACCACCCAUGCUAAAGCCUCUCAUCGCCCCCAAUUUACUGCUGCUCCCUCUCCUGCAGUCCUCCACCCUCUGGACCCACGAGCUCAGAAGCCGCUGCCAGCACAGGUGCCUAAAAAGACUCAAGGGCUUCAAGUGACUGAAGGGGACGAAAGGACUGAAGGGGCCCGGGAUGGGGUUUUCCCCGUAGGCGCUCUGGUGCAUGGAUUGUCGGCUGACUCUGAUACCAUGUCGGCUGGAUCCAGGCACGAUGCCUAUGCUGAUGCUGACGCUCCUACUCAUGCCGGCGCUGGUGUUGAUGCUGGUGCUGUUGCUGAUGCCGAUGUUGAUGAGAGUGGGAAAGGCAAGUAUGGUGGUGGUGCAGGGUUGGUCCCUCCGGCCUUAGUCCCCGGUGGUGCAGGGAGCUCUCAGGGCUCCAGCCGGCCCGAGUCAAGGGAGUCAACAGAGUCAACCAGGGCGAAUGAGUCACCUGAGAAAGCUGUAUCAACGGCAGUUGGUGCAGAAAGAGGAGGGAUGGAAAGAGGGGUGGAAAGAGGGGUGGAGAGGGGUGUGGAGAGAGGGGAAGGAGUGGUAGCGACAGAGGCAUGGGUGCUUGCAAGCAUGCGACAAAGAAAGAGGCUACAAGGAGGCUCGGAACAAGGCUCGGAUGGAGGCUUGGAAGAAGGUUUGGAGGGAGGCUUGGAAGGUGGUCAGGAUGAAAGUCCGGUACAGCUGCCUGGGAGGGGUAGUGAGUGUGGGGUAGUGGGGAGGGAGGAGAGUUUUGUGGCGGAUAGUGGUUACAAGGGGAGUGCAUUUGAGGGAGAAGGGGGUGAGGGAGAGAGAGAGGGUAGUGAAGGGGAUGCAAGGGCGAGUGAGGCGGAGAGUGUGAGUGGUAGUGGAGAAGAGAGCAGGAGCAGUGUGGGGGGGAGUGAUUAUGGGAGUGAGGCUGAGAGUGAUGUUGAGAGUGAGGGGGAAAGUGUUGAUGGAAGUGGUCUGAGCGCGGAAGGAAGUGAGGGAAGCAGUGAGGAGACAGGGAGCAGUGAGGGAGAGAGUGAGGGAGGGAGUGGGGAGAGUGAGGAGGAGAGUGGGGAGGAGAGCGGGGAGGAGAGUGAGGGUAGUGUGACGGAGACAGAUGCAGUGACCCGAUCCAGCUACUCAGGGAGUGAGGGAGAGGAGUCAGAGAAAGAGGAUGGGUCGAGCGAAGGGGAGAGUGAGAGUGGGGAGAGUGAGAGUGGGGAGAGUGAGAGUGGGGACAGUGAGAGUGGGGAGAGUGCGAGUGGAGAGAGUGAGAGUGGAGAGAGUGAGAGUGGAGUGAGUGAGAGUGAGGAACUAAGUACAGUAGGAACGAUGAGUGUGGCACGGGAGGGAGGAGCGGCGGGUUCAACAUAUGCUGAGACAGAAACCGAGGCAGAAACAGAGACAGAAGCAGAUGGGAGGAGUGAAAGGGUGGGGUUGGAGGUGGAUGGAGAGAGUGUGGUGACAGAGGAAGGGGUGCUGAUAGAGGUGGCGAGUGUGGCGAGUGUGGUGGGGAGGGGGAGUGUGGUGGGGAGGGGGAGUGUGGUGGGGAGGAGUGAGGGAGUGAGGGUAGACAGUCUGCUGAUAGAGGUGGAGAGUGUGGCUGGGGGGGAGAGUGUGGCGGGUGGAGGGAGUGUGUUUGGAGGGGAGAGUGUGGUGGGAGGAGGGAGUAUACUGGGAGAAGAAGAUGUGAUUCUUGAAGGGGGAGAAGAGGAAGCAGAGGGAGCACGCAGUAGGGAAGGAAGCGAGCCGGACAGGAGCGUGGGAAGUGAGGGAGUGGAAGAACAUGGGAGCGAGGAGAGUGAGGAAGUGGAAGAAAAUGAGAGUGAGGGGAGUGUGUGGAGCGAACAUAUCAGCGGCGGGGAGGGGUUGGGUGGUGAAAGAGGGAGUAUCGUCGGGAGUGGAAGUGAGAGAGAGGAGGCUGCGAGUGAGGGAAUGUCUGCUAACGUGACCAAGGCUGCUGCUGCAGCAAAGGCUGCUGACGUGUCGCUGGCAGCACUGAUGGCAAGGACACCCGACGCGAGGCCGGUGACUCCGGUGCGGCACAGGACGUGGCUGGAGGUGCUGCAGAGCCAUGCGGUGCUGUCAGAACUGAUGACGGAGCAGGACAUGGGUGCGCUGCAGUUCCUGUGCUCCGUGGACUUCUACAAGUCGCAACACAGCAUGGAUUUCCGCGUGGACUUUCUCUUUGACGCCAAUCCGUUCUUCACCAAUGAAUACCCUUUCCUCGGACAUUCCGUCAACCUCGGCAUCUCCUAUCUUUGCUCGCCUCACUCCCAUGCCUUCUGCCUCUCCUCUCAACCUGCCAGCACCCCCAUAGCAUGGCAACCAGGCAGGGACUUAACUAAGCGUCGCACGGGGUGGUUCGGCUGGGCUGCUGCCACUCUCACGCAGGGAGGGAAGGGAGGCGGUGCUGGUGCGGGUGGUGGCAGGAGCAGCUUCUUUACACUGUUUGCCUCUCGACCUGCCCUCUCUGCUUCUGAAGCCAACGAGGAGGCUGUGCGCAUGAAGAUGCUGGAGGAAGCCGCUCUCACCAAUGGUCUCCUGGACUUGCUCCGCUGGUACACUGUUAAGUCGCUGGGGGGUGGAGAGGAGGAAGAGGUGGAAGAGGAGGAAAAAGAAGAGGAGGAGGAAGAGGAGGAGGUGGAGGAGGAGACGAAGAAAGCUGGGGGAGCUGAAGCUGUAAUGACUUUGGAGACGUCUCAAAAAGCGAGUCCUGCAGGGAAGCAGGCAGAUGGCCGUCCUAGUAUCGAGGAGGAGGGAGAGAGAGUGGAAGACGGAGAGAGUGUGGCUAUGCGGCAGGAUGCGGGAGAGAGUAGGGAGGAGUUGAGAAUAGGGCGAAUGGUGGGGGGAGAGAGUAGGGAGGAGUUGAUUCAACGGGAGGUGGAAAAGAAGCAAGGAGGAGAAGAAGAGGAGGAGACAGAAGUGAGUCAAAGAGAGGAGGAAGAAGAGGGGGAAGAGGAGGAGAGUGGAAUGAUUGUAAAGGACCAAGGCACGUUUGAAAGGGAUGGGGAGAUGGAGAGGGUAGGAAGGAGCAGAGAGGAAGAAGGGGCGAACUUAAGGGAGGUGGAGACGACGACAGGGAAAGCAGCAGACGUAGCAGGGACGGAGAUCGAAGGUGUAGGGGCGGAGAUUGAGGGUGUGGGGGCGGAGAUUGAGGGUGUGGGGGCAGAGAUUGAGGGUGUGGGGGCGGAGAUUGAGGGUGUAGGAUUGGGUUUGAAGGGAGAGCGUGCAAUGGUAGUGGCAGCAACAAGUGAUGCAGAGGGGGGGAGUGAGAAGGGUGAGAGUGAGACGGGUGUGACCGAGAGGGAGGAGAGUGAGUGGGAGGAGAGUGAGAGGGGGGAGAGCGACAGUGGCAUGAGUGGCGAGGUUGAGCAGGACAGCUGGCUGGGUGAGGGGACGGCAAUCGGGACAAUGCAGGUCCAGAAGUUGAAGGAUGGAGGGGAAAGAACGGCAGAGGAUGAAUACGAGGAGGAGGGGAGCAGUAAGGAGGAGGAGGGGAGCGAUGAGGAGGAGGAAAGUGAUAUUUAUGUGAGAGGGGACGAUCUGAGGGGUGAUGACCUGAGGGACGAUGACCUGAGGGGUUCCAGUGGCAGUCUAGGGGAUGCCAUGCCUGGGCCUGCUGCCGCUGCUGCUCCGUCUUCUGCUGCACCUUCCAUGUUCUCACGAGCAGGAACACCCAUGCCGGGUGUCCGUCCUUCUGGCUUACCUCCUCCUCCUCCUCCUCCUCCUCAUCCCGUUCCCGGUGGUGGUGCUUCUCGUGCUGCUUUGCCCGCUGCUACUCCCGCCUUUGCCUCCCGUGCCGCUACUCCCAUGCCGGGAGUGCAUGCUGCUUCUGCUUUGCCUCCUCCUGUUCCUCCUUCUGCUGCUGCCCCUGCAGCGUUCUCUCGUUCCACCACCCCCAUGCCCGGUGUGCAUGCCGCUCUUGCUCCUGCUCCUCAUCCUUCCAGGGCAGUAACACCCAUGCCCGGUGUGCAUUCUCCUGCUGCUCCUGCUGCUGCUCCUGCAACAUUCUCUCGUGCCACCAGACCCAUGCCUGGUCUCCAUUCUCCUGCAGCGGGCUCCACUGCUCCUCCCUCUGCAACCGCUUCUCCUUCGUUCUCCCGCACUCUCACGCCCAUGCCUGGCCUCCCCCCUCCUCCUGCUCCUCCUCCUCCUCCUCCUGCUUUCUCCAGGGCAGUGACGCCCAUGCCUGGGAUUUCACCUGCUUCUAGUGCUGCUAGUGCCCCUAAUGCCCCUACUGCUACUGCUUCAUUCUCCAGGGCAGUGACGCCAAUGCCUGGGAUUUCACCUGCUGCAAGCUUCCCUCCUCCACCUGCUCCCCAUCCUCCUCAUCCCGCUGCUAGUGCUGCUAGUGCUGCUAGUGCUGCUAGUGCUGCUGGUGCUGCUGGUUCAGCAUUCUCCUCCAGGGCAGUCACGCCGAUGCCUGGUGUCCAUCACCCCUCCCCCUAUCCACCUGCUGCUGCUGCUGCUGCGCCUCCUCCUGUUUUAGCUUCUGCCGCGCUCUCCCGGACAGUGACGCCCAUGCCAGGUGUUCGUGCUGCAGCUACUCCCAUGCCCGGCGUUCGCGCCACAGCAACGCCCAUGCCUGGCGUGCACGACAUGCCUGAUGUGCGUGCCACAGCUACACUCAUGCCCGGUGUGCGCGCUACAGUCACACCCAUGCCCGGCAUGGCUGGGGAGAACAGCAGGCAGCAGCAGCAGCAGCACCACGGGAGAGCUGCUGUCAGCAGGGGCCACUCGCGUGGAGCGACUGAGGGGGCUGCGUUUUACACCCCCGUUGAAGGGGCAACUGCGUUUUACGGCCCACCAACUGAGCAUGCGGCCUUCUUCGCCCCCCCUACUGACGGGGCUGCGUUUUACGCCCAAGCUGUAGGGCGCUCCCAGUCCCACAGGCACGCUGCAAGCCCCUCCCACUCGUAUUACAGGCAGGCUGUAAGUCACGGUCGCAGCCUGAGCCACGGCCCUGGGGGGUGGGCUGUCACUGACCCUCACUUUGCUGCUGCUGAUCAAGCUGGGACGGAGAGCGGUUUGGAGGUGUGGCGUGCGGUCAUGCAGGGGUAUGGGGAAGGGGGUGUGGGCGCAGUGGGGAUGGGGUAUGGGGAGCAGGGUACACGGACAGGGAUGCAGUAUGGGGAGGGGGGUGGGGGAGCAGCGGGAAUGGGGUAUGGGGAGGGGGAUAAUGUGGGGGAAGCAGGGAUUGAGUAUGGGCUGGGAGGCAGUGAACAAUCAGGAGCAGUGAUAGCCUGUGGGCCGUGGCAGGAAGGGGGAGAGGGGGUUGUGGGGGGGAGUCAGAGGCUGGUGGUGGCGAGUGGGAGUGAGAGGGACGGCGAUAGGAGCAGUGUGGGAGACAGGAGCAGUGUGGGGGAUGGGAGCAGUGUGAGUGUGGGGGAUAGCCUGGUGUCGCUUCUGAGAAUUCUGAAAAACGAGGGGGAGGGCGAUGGGAGCAGUGUGGCGGAUAGUCUAGCAAGCAGCAUGGAUGGUGGUGGUGGUGGGGGCAUGCCGGGUAUGGCCGAUGGGAGGUCUGGUAUGGGUGAUGGGAGAAUGAGUGUGGGUGAUGGGAGAAUGAGCGUGGGUGAUGGGAGAAUGAUUGUGGGUGAUGGGAGAAUGAGUGUGGGUGAUGGGCGUUCAGGGAUAGCCGAUGCGAGGUUUGCGCAUGCUCUCAGUCAGUCAUUGGCACGGGCGGCUAUGGGGAAUCUAGAAUCCCGAGGGAGGGGCGGGUCUCUUAGUGAUGUGACUAGCCUGGGGAUGAGUGAGGGGGAGGGAGCGAGUGAGGGAGUGAGUGAGGGAGUGAGUGAGGGAGAGAGCACCCGGUCUGUGGAGGCGGAAUUGGGAGACCUGAUGGACGCUCUAGAUGGUGAGCUGUCACCGUUCUGGACCGCUCAUAACAGUGUGGGGAGCUUGGGGAGUGUUGGGGUAGGGAGGACUGGCAGCAUUGGAAGCAUUGGGCUGGGCAGGACUGGGAGCUUUGGGAGUGUUGGGAGCGCAGGGAGGAUGUUGAGGGGGAGUAUGGGGAGUUUUAGGUCGGUGAGGGAGGAGCGGGAGGCAGGAAGGGGAGGAGAGGAGGGUGAGGAGGAGAGGGAAGCGAGGAUGGAUGUGUGGAGAGAGGUGAUGGGGAAUUACUGGGAGAUGAGAGGGGCGGGCGCGUUCGGGUAUAGACAUGCCGACAGACAUGCAGAGAGACGUGAGGAUACACACGAGGACAGGGAUGAGGAUAUAGAUGAGGAGGGUAUAAAUAUGAAUGGCAAGGUGGAUGCGUAUAAGGGGGGAGAGGGCCGGAUGGGUGGUGCGUCACAAGACUCACAGAUGCUAUUGUAUGACAAUUUGGGAGAGAGUGUGAGUGGCAAGGUUGGGGAAGAGUAUGAGGAACAGGAAGAAGAGGAGGGCGGUUUGGAGGUUGAGGAUAGGGAGGACGGGCAUGAGGAAGAGGAGGAGGAGGAGAACGAAGAGGAGGAGGAGGAGAACGAAGAGGAGGAUGGGAGGGUGGUUGUGGUGUUCAAAACUGCAACCCGAGCUGCUGAGAUCCACGUGGAGGAGAGUGAUAGGGGCAGUGCGGAUCACUCUGCUGACGUGGCGAGUGAUUUGAGUGAGCACGCGCUGUACAAUGCUGAAGAUGAUGUGGCAGGUGCUGGUAUUGUGACACGUGGGCGUAGCACACAGGAGGAGAGUGGAGAGUGGGAUGUGCCAAGGGAUUUGGAGCAGGAGAGGGGGACUGUCGGGGGAGUGGAGGAUGAGGGUGAGAGGGUCAAGGUGAGUGGAAAAGCAGGAGCAGACAGUGAUAAUAUUGGUGGUGGGGAUGAUGGUGCGGUGGCAUCUCAUGUCUUAUCUGAUGGGGUACACGAUAGUGAAGAGAAUGAUGAUUCGGGGGACAUCCAUGGUAGUGUGUAUGAGGAUCAAGAAACGGAGGAGGAAGGGGUAGAAGAAGAGGAGGAGGAGGAGGAAGAGGAGGAGGAUGAGAGGGUGGUAGUGGUGUUUAAGACAGCAACCAAGGGGAAAACGGAUGAGGAGGAAGAGGAGGUGGUGGGAGAGUCCACGACUGAGAAUGGGUCACUGACUGAGGGCCCUCUGGAUACGGAUACUGAGGAUGUUGAUAACGAGUAUGAGGACAACGAGAGGGUGGUUGUGGUGUUUAACCGGCCGAGAACUGGUGAGAGGAGGGACCAGGGGGAGGAUGAGAGGGAGGAUGAAGAUGAUGGGGAGGAUGAAGAUGACGUGUUGCUAGGCAGUGUGGUUGGGGAUGCGAUUCUGACAGGAAGUCAAAUGGCCAGCCAGACAAGCAGUUAUGCUGGUGAGGAGGAGGGUUGGGAGGCAGGAGAAGAGGAAGAGUUGAUUGCUGGUGAUAAUAGUGAAGAAGGGAGUUUGGAGGAUGGGGAGAGGGUGGUGGUUGUGUUUAAGAAGGCAACACAUGCUGAGAAGGAGGAGGAAGUAGAAGAUGAGGAGGAGGUGGAGGAGGAGGAGGUAGAGGAGGAGGUUGGAGGUAUUAGCGAGGAGGGGAGUCUGGAGGAUGGGGAAAGAGUGGUGGUCGUGUUUAAGAAGGCAACACAUGCUGAGGAGGAGAAGGAAGAGGAGUUAGAGGAGGAGGAGGAGGUAGAGGAGGAGGAGGAGGAGGAGGAGGAAGUAGAGGAGGAGGUUGCAGGUAUUAGCGAGGAGGGGAGUUUGGAGGAUGGGGAGAGAGUGGUAGUGGUGUUCAAGAAAGCAACACAUGCUGCGAAGGACGAGGAGGAGGAGGAUGAUGAAGAGGAGGUGGGAGAGGGACGGAGGGUGGAAGAGGAAAUGAGUGAGGAGGGAGGAGAGGGACUGAGGGAGGAGGCAAGGAAGCAUGAAGACGGGCAUGAGGAGGAGGAAGAGGGGGAGGAAAAGGAGGAAGAGGAGGAGCAGGAGGAGGAAGGCUAUGGGGAGGAGGAGGAUGAGGAGGAUGGGGAGAAGAGGAAGGAGAUUGAGCGAUGGAUAGAGGUGGCAGAGAUGGAAAUGGCACAGACGAGCCCGCAGGGGGGAGUUAGCAGCAGGCGUAGUGGCAGCGGGGUGAGCAGUAUUGACCUGAGCUUCAGUGUUGACUUGAGCAGAAGCAGGAGCAGGAGCAGGAGUCGGAGCGAUAGUGGGAGUAGGAGCGAAAGUGGGAGCAGUGGCAGUGGAAGUGGGAGCGAGGGGAGUGAGAGUGGAACAGAGGCGAGUGGGAGUGAGAGAGAGAGGGUGAGGAGGGAGAGGAGUGAGGCGAGUGAGGAGGGCUUGGAAGGGAGUGAGAGGAGAGUUGGGAGUGGGAGUGUGAGUGGGGGUGGAAGCAAGCGGUCGGGGAGGAGUAGUGUGAGUGAGCGACAGAGUGACCAUUUGGUUGAGAGAAAGGUGGAGACAGCGAGUGUUGGUGCGAGUGAGAAAGCGAGUGAGGAAGGUAGUGAAGGUGAGAGAGGGAGCUUGAGCAAGAGUGAUAGUGGCAGUUGGAGUGAAACGAGGAGCAAGCACAGUGCCACCGGCACUGCUACCGAAAGUGCUACGAGCAGUGUUACUGGCAGUGUCAAAAGCAGCGCUGCUGACAGUGCUGCAUGUGGUAGGAGUCAGAGUGGGAGUGAACGAGCGAGCGAGAAAGCCAACAGCAUGAGGAGCAGUUCUGAUAGCAGUGGUGAGAGAGAGAGGAGUGACAGUGAGCGUGAGAGAGUGGUGGAGGAGACUUUGAGUGAGCAUGAGAGUGUGCAUGAGAGUGUGGGGAGGAGUGUGAGUGAUCAUGAGAGUGAGCAUGUUAGUGAGCGUGAGAGUGAAAUGCAUAGUAAGGGCGAGAGUGAUGGGGAAAGUGUGACCCUUAGUGAAAACGAGGGGAGUGGAAAAGAUAGUGUGAGUGGAAGUCACAGCGAAGGCAGUAGUGCGAAGGAUGACACUGAGAGUGUAGCGAGUGAGGGUGUGAGUGAGACAGUGAGUGAGGGAGUGAGUGAGGGGAUGAGUGAGGGAGGGAGUGAGAGUCCGAAAAGCAGCAGAAGCCAUAGCAAAUACAGCAGCACGAGUUCCAAACAUAGCAGUGCAGUGAGUGUAAGCAGUAGCGUGCACAGCCACCACAGCAGCAUUGACAGUCAGCGCAGCAGCUCGCACAGUCAGCGCAGCAGCUCGCACAGUCAGCGCAGCAGCUCGCACAGUCAGCGCAGCAGCUCGCACAGUCAGCGCAGCAGCUCGCACAGUCAGCGCAGCAGCUCGCACAGUCAGCGCAGCAGCUCGCACAGUCAGCGCAGCAGCUCGCACAGUCAGCGCAGCAGCUCGCACAGUCAGCGCAGCAGCUCGCACAGUCAGCGCAGCAGCUCGCACAGUCAGCGCAGCAGCUCGCACAGUCAGCACAGCAGCACACACAGCAGGAGUGCAAGCAGCCAUGCUCGCAGCAGUAGCAGCAAAAGCGAUGCGUUCAGUGCUGCAAAGAGCGAGGAGACAUCUGCUAGUGAGCGUUCUGAGACGACCCAGGACUCGCUCAGUGGAGCGAGUGGGGAUGCUUCAGCCGCUGUGGGCAGAGUUGGUAGCACAACAGGCAGUUUGAGUGGCAGCAAGAGCAAGCACAGCAGGGGCAGUAGUGUAAGCAGGGGGAGCAGUGUAAGCAAGGGGAGCAGUGUCAGCAAGAAAAGCAAGGGAAGGAGCAGGGAGAGCAGUGUUAGCAAGGAAAGUAGGAGGAGCAGUGUAAGCAGCCCUAGGUCGGAUGGGGACAGCUAUGACGGUGGUUCGGGGAGUGGUGCUAGUGACAGGGAGGAAGAGAGGAUGAGUGGGGAAAUGGAAGAGAGUGGGGUAGUGGAGGAGAGUUGGGUAGUGGAAGAGAGUGGAGUAGCGGAAAGUGGUGCAAUGGAGAGCUGGAGUGGGGUGGAGGGGUUAAGUGACGAGGAGCAAGGGAGCGAGGUCCAAGAGGCUCAAGCACACGGGAGUGAGGAGCGAGGGGUGGAAGGGCAGGAGAGUGAGGAGCGAGAGGCUGGAGAGCAGGAGCGUGAGGAAGAUGGUGUGGAUGUGUGGAGCAGUGAGAGUGACGCAUGGCCUGAGGCAGAGGGAGAGGCGAGAGAAGAAGGGGAAGGGAUAGUGCCAGCACCAGAAGCUGUGAGUGGGGAUGGUGCAAGGGGUGUUGUGGAGAGUGAUGAGGAGGAAGAUGGGACAAGCUGGGUUACCAGCAUCGUAUCUCCUCUGCAGCAGGAGAAGGUGGCCCCUGGACACGUGGUGGAUGCUGAUUGGACGGAGGAGCUGGGGGAGGAGCAGCAGGUGGUGCAGGUGCCAGGAGCAGAGGGUCAGGUGGAUGGUCAGGUGAAUGAUCAGGUUGGUCAACAAGCAGGUGAGCUACAGCAGCAGCACCAGGAUGAAAGGGAGGUAGCAGCAGCAGCAGCGGCGGCAGCAGCAGCGGCAGGCAGAGCGGUUGCUGAGAACGGGGCAGGGGUGGGCAAGGAUGGAAUGUCACGUUCAAUAGAAGGCGAUGGGAUGAUAAGGCAGACUGGCGAGGAUGGGGUGAUGAGGCAGAUUGGCGAGGAUGCGUAUGUGUACGAGAUGGGGGAUGGUGUGCGAGGAAAGAGCAAGGAUGAAUCGGCACGUUCAGCAACAGGCGAGGACGGGGUUAUUCGGCAGAUUGGCGAGGAUGCGUAUGUUUAUGAGAUGGGGGAUGAUGUGGGAGCAUGUGAGGAGCUGGAUUGGAGCAGGGAUGUGGGCGAUGGGGGGGUGGGAAUACCGGGGUGGUCGGGUGAUUGGACGAGGGAGAGUGAGGUGUGGAAUGUGGGUGGAACGAGGGAUGAGACUGAGGUGCUGGGGGCGAGUGGUGUGAUAGCAGGUGGUGCUGCCAGUGUUGCUGCCAGUGGCGCUGCCAGUGUUGCUGCCAGUGGUGCUGUCAGUGGCGCUGUCAAGUUGGACGGACAGAACGAGGAGGAGAGAGAGGAGAGAGAGGAGAGAGAGGAGAGUGAGGAGAGAGAGGAGAGAGAGCAGAGCGAGGACAAGAGAGAGGAGAUUGGUGAGGAGAGAGAGGAGAUAGCGGAUGAGAGAGUGGAGAGAGGGGACGAGAGAGAGGGGAGCGAAGAGAGAGAGGAGAAGGGGCUGAGAGAGGAGAGAGAUGACGAGAAAGAGAAGGGGGCAGAGGUCAAGGAAGAGGAGGAUGUGGGGAGGGAGGACGAGGAGGUGAGUGAGGAGGAGGUGGAGAGGGAGGAGGAGGUGGAGAGGGAGGAGGAGGAGGAAGGGGCGAGGGAGGAGGAGGUGGAGGAGGAGGAGAGGGAGGAGCAGGUGAGGGAUGAGGAGAGGGAGGAGGUGGAGGUAGAGAGGGAGGGGGAGGAGGAGGUAGAGAGGGAGGAGGAGCUGGAGAGGGAGGAGGAGGAGGAGGAGGAGGAGGAGGAGGAGGAGGAGGAGGAGGAGGAGGAGGAGGAGGAGGAGGAGGAGGAGGAGGAGGAGGAGGAGGUAGGGAGAGAGGGAGAGGACGAAGGGGAGGAGGAGUGGAGUGACAUGAGCGAGGAGGAGUGGAGCAGCAUGGAGCUAGCGGCCACCCAGUCCCCCUUCCCCGCCGCCUCCCCUCUCCCCUCCGCCAGCCCCUACGCUGCUCUCUCCCCACUGCCCUCCGCCACCCCAACGAGUGCAGGCAUGGGUGCGCCUCUGGAUAGUGUUGCGGUUAGCCUGGCGCUGCAGCAGCAGCAACAGCAGCAGCAGGAGCAGCAGCAGGAGCAACAGGGGCAGCAGGAGGAGCAGGAGGGGCAGGAAGCAGAGGGCCUGGCAAUCAAAGAGGCGGAGGAGGAAGACGAGAAGGAGGAUGGGGAAAGGGAUGAGGGGCUUGAAGGGCUUCAAGGGCAGAGCAGCGCCUUCGCGUUUGCCUCGGGCAGUGAUUCCUCUGUGCUGCCCCUUGCCAGUCCUAUGGCGCUGCCUCAAGAUCGAGCUGCUGUUGGUGGGGGUUCAUGGGCGGAAGAGACUCAGCAAAAUCGAAUCUUUGGAAGCUCACUUGGUGGUGCCGUUCCUGUGUCUCAACGCACUCCUGCUCUUACCACCUCUGCUGCUGUGCCGCGCUCCGUUGCUGCUGCCGAUCUUGCUGACGUGGCGAAUGCGCAUCAUGCUGACGUGGCACGUGCUGGGUCGGGUGCUCCACGUCAAUGUGAGAUCCCUGUUUUGGAGGCACGUUCGAUUCCAGCUGGCAGCUCACCUGAUAUGGCACUGGAUAGAGCACCUGAUUCGGCACCAGAUAGGGUACCUGACAAAGCACUUGAAAUGGCACCUGAAACUACUCCCGAUGUGGCACCUGAUUCGGCACCUGAGAAAAGAUCUGCCUCUGUUGAGGUGCUUCCUUCAGGUGCUGUCUCUGUUGUGUUGCCUUCAGGUGCUGUUUCAGUUGUGCUACCUUCAGGUGCUGUGUCUGUUAUGCUGCCGUCAGGUUCUGUCACUGUUGCACUGCCGUCAGGUGCCGUCUCUGUUGGUUCAGGUGCUAGCCCUGAUCCGCGUGCUGCAAAUUCUCCUGAGACUGCGGAAGCGAGAAUGGAUCAAGGUGAGUGGGAAGAUCUUAGGGGGACAGAGGUGGAGGAGGGGUCAGAAGGAAAGGGGAGUGAGAGUGAUGAGGAGGGGAAGAGUGAUGGGAAGGAAGAGAAAGCAAGUGAGGACGAGAGUGAGGGAGAGGGUGAGAAGUGGGAGGAAUCUGAGGAGUGGAGUGAUGUUGGUGAUGCAGUAACCAGUGAAGCCGGUGAUGUGGUCACCGGCGAUGCUGGCGAUGCUGUAACCAGUGAUGCUGGUGAUGCAGUAACCAGCGAUGCUGGUGAUUCAGUAACCAGUGAGGCUGGUGUUUUGGUUACCGAAGUUGGUGGUUUGAGCGUGAGUAGCACAGAAAGGACGGCUGAGGAGGCAGUAAAUUGGGCAGAAGAGAGUGAGAUGAUGGCAGACAAAGAUGGUGGGGAGGGAGUAGUGAGUGAGGACUGGAGUGAGAGGGAAGAGAGCGAGGAGGAAGGGUUUGAAAAAGAAAAGAGUGAGGAGGGAGGGAGUCAUAUGGAAGGGAGUGAAAGCGAAGGGAGUGAGAAGGAAGAGAGUGAGAAGGAAGGGAGUGGGAAGGAAGGGAAUGAAGAGGGUGAAACCAGAGAGGAGGAUGCAAGAGCAUCAGAGGAAGCGCAAUCUAUGGCCCUUGGCAACGCAGCCGGCAGAGUGCAAGAGCAAGGCGCUGUAGAAAUUUCUGAGGCGCCUCAGAAGUCUAUAGGCCUUGAUGAUGCAGAUGGCAGAGUGCAAGCACAAGGAGCGGUAGCAGCAGAGGAAGAGGGUUCGAUAAGGCCUCUGGCAACGCUCAUGGCCCAGAGGUCAUGGCCGGCAGUCGCUGCUCUGGCCGUGGGAGGGGGUGGGGUGGCAGCAGCACAGGCUGAUGGGCUGGUGGCAGGAGGUGACUGGGAGAGCGAGGAGUGGAGUGAUGUGGGGUCCGGUGUAGGUGAGUGGGAGGAGGAGGUUGUGGGAUCUGGAAGAGUGGAGGGAGAGAGUCAGGGAGAGAGUGAGGGAGAGGGUGAGGGAGGGAGUGAGGGGGUUGGUGAGGUGGAUGGAGAGAGUGAGGGUGAGGUGCGGGAUGGAGAGAAGCAGGAGGAUGAAGUUAGCAAGGGAGAGGAGAUUAGAAUGGAGGAUGGAGAUGGAAGGAGUGAGGAGGCUGAAGAGGGGGGAGAGGAGGUGGGAGAGGAUAAGGAGAGAGAGGAUAAGGAGAGAGAGGAUAAGGAGAGAGAGGAUAAGGAGAGAGAGGAUAAGGAGAGAGAGGAUAAGGAGAGAGAGGAGAAAGAGGGUCUGCAAGGAAGCAGCGCAGACAUCGCAGGAGAAGUAAAUCUGCCAGCUGAUGAGAGUGAGAGGCAUGUGGGUAGGAAGGAGGAGCAGGAGGAGGAGGAGGAGAAGGAACGGGAUGAGAGGGAAGUGGAUGGGGAGAGGGAGCGGCAGGGACAAGAGGAAGUGGAGGCUUCACACAGAGAGGAACUGGAGGGUGUUGCUGAAGGAGGGAGGGUGGAGGAGGGAGAGGAAGGGAGAGUGGAGGAGAAAGUGGAGGAAAAAGGGGUAACGGAAGGGAGGGUGGGGGGUGAGGGCAGAGAUGCACAUGCAGAAGGGAGUGAAGCAGAGGAUGGGAGUGAGAGUAGAAGUGAGUGCAUGAGUGGAAGGGAGAGUGAUAACAUGAGUGAGAGAGAGAGUGAAAGCGAAGGUGAGAAGGAGAGUAAGAGCAUGAGCGAGAGGGAGAGUGACAGCAUGAGUGAGAGGGAGAGUGAUAGCAUAAGUGAGAGGGAGAGUGAUAGCAUGAGUGAGAGGGAGAGUGAAGGUAAGAGGGAGACAGAGAGUGACAGUCUGAGUGAUGGGGAGAGUGAAAGCGUGAGUGAGAGGGGGAGUGAAGGUGAAAGGGACAGGGUGAGUGAAAGUAUGAGUGGGAGUAGAAGCGAGAACGGGGCUGAGAGUGAGAGUGGAAGUGAGAGGGAUGCUGGAAGUGAGAGUGAAAGUGAGAGGGAUGCUGGAAGUGAGAGUGAAAGUGAGAGGGAUGCUGGAAGUGAGAGUGGAAGUGAGAGGGAUGCUGGAAGUGAGAGUGAAAGUGAGAGGGAUGCUGGAAGUGAGAGUGGAAGUGAGAGGGAUGCUGGAAGUGAGAGUGAAAGUGAGGGGGGGGCUGAGAGUGAGAGUGCAAGUGAGAAGGGAUCUGAGAGUGAGAGUGGAGGUGAGAGGGGGGCAGAGGGCACUGGCGCUGUAGCAGGGGGCACUGCCAUUGCAGGAGGUGUGGCCUUUGAGUCGACUGAAGAAGAGAUCGCAGAAGGCGCAGCAGCUGGCACAGCAGAGGCAGAGGCAGAGGCAGAGGCAGAGGCCACCACGACAGGCAGUGCAGUGCCGGACGAGCCUUUCGUGUCCAGCGCCCUCCUUGCCACACAUUCAAUCCCUGUCUCCACCACUGUCGCAACCAUUCCUUCUGCUCCUAGUGUUUCCACUGCCCCUACUGCUCCCUCAGUUUCCUCCCGCGCUGCCAACUCUUGGAUCCGCCCUGCACAGCCUUCUUCCCACUCCGACUCAGGCUCGGACUCUGACUGGUCCGACUCCGAACCUGCGCCCAAGCCUGUGCCCAUCCGAGCCUGGAGGGCAGGCAUGGCGAGCGCAGCACUGGCUCCUGCGCCUGCCGCCUCUCCUCCCCCACAAACUGCAGCGGUGGGGCGACUGCAGAGUGACUUCCUGAACCGCUUCCAGCAGCAGCAGCCGGAGGAGCAGCAACAGCAGCAGGCCUCUGAGGCUCCCCUCACACCUCCACAGCAGCAACAGCAGGCAUCUUUGAAUUCCGCUGCACUUGUGGACUCUUCUGCUGAUGUGGCGCAGGCUGCUGAUGUGGCGCAAGUUGCUGAUGUGGUGCAACCUGUGGACAUGAAGCACGCAGCUGAGGUCAAAGCAGGUGACAAGUCAGAAUUACCUGCUGGUGGUGAUGAUGUGAUUGCUGAUAAGGAACAGUCUGCACAUGUGGUAUCAGCUGCUGACGUGGCACCCCCUGCUGAUGUGGACGUGGAGGGUGAUUCCAGACCAUCUUCUCCAGAGGGGUCAGCCACCAGCAUCAAAGAUGCUGCUGAUGUGGCAGCUGAGUUGGAUGCUGAUGUGGCAGCUGAGGUGGCUCUGGAUGCAGCUGGAGGUGCUAGUUUGCUGCUGGCAAGUGAGUUGGUUGCACCUGUGCUGCAGACGAGAGGAGAGGCCGAGGAGGUGGAAGCAGAACAGGAGAAAGCAGAUGUAUUUUCGGGACCAGAUUCUGAACCUGACUCUGAUUCUGAACCUGACUCUGAUUCUGAACCUGACUCUGAUUCUGACGUGGCUGCUGAUGUGCCUGUUGACAUGGCUGCUGAUGUGUCUGUUGACAUGGGUGCUGAUGUGUCUGUUGGCGUGGUGGCUGAUGUGGCUGCUGACAUGGCUCUGCGAGUGCCUGGAGGUGAAACUGCAGUGGUGCCAUCUCCAUCACGAUCAGACUCCGAGUCUGACUCUUCUUUCGGAACUGAUGUGGCUGCUGACGUGGCCGCUGAUGUGGCUGCUGACGUGGCCGCUGAUGUGGCUGCUGACGUGUCGUCUGAUGUGGCACCGUGUGCGGCUGGAGGUGAGACUGCAGCACUGCCAUCCCCAUCUGGACCACACUCUGAGGUUGACUCUGCACCAGAAGCUGAUGUGGCUGCUGACGUGGCUCUGCAUGUGUCUGACUGUGAAGCUUCAGCUCUGCCAUCGCCACCAGGAUCAAACUCUGACGUUGACUCUGCACCGGAACAAGAGAGGGUGGAGGAAGAGACAAGGAGUGAGGAUGCUGAGAGGGAGGAGGAAGAGACAAGGAGUGUGGAGGCUGAGAGGGAGGAAGAAGAGACAAGGAGUGUGGAAGCAGAGUGGGAGGAGGAAGAGACAAGGAGUGAGAAAGCAGAGAGGGAGGAGGAAGAGACAAGGAGUGAGGAUGUAGAGAAAGAGGAGGAAGAGAGGGGGAGUGAGAAAGCAGAGAGUGCGGAGGAAGAUGGGGGUAGUGAUGAUAAAGCAAGGCUGCAGGAGGUUGAAGUAGAGGUUAUAGCGAUGGGUGGGGCGGCAGUUGUGGCUGUCGCGGUGCUUGCAGGGGUGGAUGGGGCGGCAGCGGACGAGGAGGGUGAGGGGAUGCUGGGAGCAGUGGAGGGCAGGGAGCCGUUGGGGGCGGAGGAGGGAGAGGAGAGUGAGGAGGGUAAGGAGAGUGAAGAAGCUGGGGAGAGUGAGGAGAGUGAGGAAGCUAAAGAGGUGAAGGAGGCUAAGGAGGAGCAUGAGGAGGCCGAGUCACAUUCUGAUGAUGCUGAGUCACGCUCUUAUGAUGCUGAGUCACAUUCGGAUGCUGAGUCACGCUCUGAUGCUGAGUCACGCUCUGAUGCUGAGUCACGUUCUGAUGCUGAGUCACGUUCUGAUGCUGAUCGCAUGCUGAGUCACUUUCGGACGCAGCUUCUGCAGUCGCUGUACCUCAGUCUCCUGCGGCACCUCAUUUGCCAGCUGGGGAUGAAGCAGCUGCUCCUCUCAGUGCUACCAUCCUCUCCUACCUCUGCCACCCAGUCGGGCUCACCUGCUGUGCCUGAAGCUGCUGCUGCUCCUGAUCUGCCUGCUCUGCCUGAUUCUCCUGCUGCAUCUGAGGCGCCUGCUGUGGAAGAUUCUCCUGCUGCACCGGAAUCACAUGCCAUACCUCGUUCACUUGCCGUGCUUGAUUCACCUGCGGGGGGGGAUGAGCCACCUGAUUCUCUCAGCUCUGCCUCCUCUCCUGCCGCUGACACCCAUUCGGUGGUUCUAAAUGAGAGAGAGAAGGAGGAGAGCGGGGUGACACCUGCUAUAUUAGAUUCGUCUGCAAUGCCUGAUUUCCCUGCUUUACCUUACACACCUGAUUCACCUGCUGCACCUGAUUCGCCUGCCGCACCUGAUUCACCUGCCGCACCUGAUUCACCUGCCGCACCUGAUUCACCUGCCGCACCUGAUUCACCUGCCGCACCUGAUUCGCCUGUCGGAGCUGAACCAGCUGCUCCUUUCAGCCCUGCCUCUCCGGCUGCGUCUGACUCCGAGUUGGUGGCUCAAGUUGAGAGCGAGGAGGAGGAGAGGGUAUUGGUGCCUGCUGUUUCUGCUUCUCCUGCUAUAUCUGAUUCUUCUGGCGCUGAUUCACGUGCAGCAUCUGAAACACGAACACCUGCUGUACCUGAUUCACCUGCUGCUGCACCUGAUUCACCUGACUCACCUGAUUCAUCUGCUGCAUUUGAAACACCUGCUGUACCUGAUUCACCUGCCACAGCUGAGGAAAGUCAAAGGGAGGAGGAGAAAGGUGAAAGGGAGGAGGAGGAAAGUGAAAGAAAGGAGUUGGAAAGUGAAAGGGAGGAGGUGGGAAGUGAAAAGGAGGAGGUGGAAAGUGAAAGGGAGGAGGUGGAAGAGGAGGAAGGAAAGUGGGAAGAGGAAAAAGAGGAGGAGAGAGGAGACGAGGCAAGGGGAAAGGUGGAGAGAAAUGAAGAGGAAGCAGAGACGAUGCAAGAGGAGGAGAGGGGAGAGGAGGAAAGAGAAGAAGACGGAGAGGAGAAGGUAGAAGAGGAAGAGAGCAGAGUGGAGGUGAUAGAGGAGAAGGUGAAGAGAGACGGUGUGUCAGGGGCAGAGGAAAAGACGGAAAAAACUGGAGACCUUGAGAGAGAGAGCAUGAACCGAGAGGGUGAGGAGGGAGAGAGUGUAGUGGGAGAGAGUGUGGAGGGAGAGAGUGUGGAGGGAGAGAGUGUGGCGCGAGAGGGCGCAAAGGGGGAGGAUAAUGUGGCAGUGCCGGCAGGUGAUGCAAGCGUGAGUGGCCAGAGCACAUCAGAGGCUGCUUCGAAGAGAAUUGAAGUGUCAGAGCCUGCGCCUGUGGCAGCAGUAGAAGCUGAAUGGGCAGACAUGGGAGGAUCAGCAGCGGUGGAAGCGAAGCAGCGGUGGCGGGAGAAGAAGCAGUGGAAGGGUAUGGCGAGUGCAGCAGCAGAAGCACCGUCUCCUGUGCCGGCUCCCGCUCCUGUUGUUCAAACUGCAGCAGUGGGGCGACUGCGAAGUGACUUCCUCAACCGCUUCCAGCAGCAGCAGCAAUCUGAGCAGCCCUCUUUGCCUCCUCUUGGGUCUCCACAGCAGCAGCAGCAGCAGCAGCAGCGGCAGCAGCUGCAGCAGGUGGAGGGAGAGAAGGAGGGAGAGGAAGAGGAAGAGGGUACGGCGAUAAUGGAGGUGAAGGAAGGGGGUGUGUCAACAGGAGAUGAUGAAGCUGCAGUGGCAAUGGCAGAGGGUGAGGAGGAGAGGGUGGUGAAGGAAGAGGGAGUGGAAACAACAGAGGAAGAAAGUGUGGAAAGGGGAGAGGAGGAGGGAGUAGAAGCAACAGAGGAGGAGGGAGUAGAAGCAACAGAGGAGGAGGGAGUGGAAGCAACAGAGGAGGAGGGAGUGGAAGCAACAGAGGAGGAGGGAGUGGAAGCAACAGAGGAGGAGGGAGUAGAAGCAACAGAGGAGGAGGGAGUGGAAGUGGGUGCGGUUGAACUUGAGAAUGUGGGGAAUAAGGAUGCAAGAAUGGACGAGGAAGAGAGGAUGGAAGAGGGUAAGGAAGAGAGGAUGGAAGAGGGUAAGGUAGAGAGGAUGGAAGAGGGUAAGGUAGAGAGGAUGGAAGAGGGUGCGGGGAGUGGUGUAGCGUCAGUGGCGGCUGCGCCUGCCGCGUCUCCUGCUGCCCAGCCAGCAGUGGUGGGGCGACUGCGAAGUGACUUCCUCAACCGCUUCCAGCAGCAGCAGCAGCAGCAGCAGCAGCAGCAGCAGCAGAUGAUAGAGGGAGAAGGGAAGAGAGAGGGAGAGGGUGCGACAAUACUGGAGGUGAAGGACGAGGGUGUGUCAACAGCGGAAGAUCAUGAGGGAGAGGAAGUGAUAGUGACAGAGAGUGAGGAGGACAGAGCGGUUAAGAAAGGAGAUUCAACAAUAAUGGAGGUGAUGGAAGUGGGUAUGUCAGCGGAAGAUCAUGAGGGAGAGGAAGUGAUAGUGACAGAUGGUGAGGAGGAGAGAGCGGUUAAGGAAGAGGGAGUGGAAGCGAGAGAGGGAGAGGAGUGGAAGCAACAGAGGAAGAGGGAGAGAAAGUGGGUGCGAUCGAGGGUGUGGGGGCCUGUGCCCAUCCGAGCCUGGAGAGCAGGUGCGGCGAGUGGUGUGGCGGCAGUAGCACCUGCGCCUGCCGCCUCUCCUCCCUCACAAACUGGCCCCGUGGGACGACUGCGGAGUGUGGUUGACUCUGAUAUUGCGGCUGAUGCUUCUGCUGCAGCUGAGGAUGAAUACGUUCCUGAAAACUCUGGUGAUUUGGCAGCAGAGCCAGGAGCAGCAGCAACAACAACAGGGGCAGAAACGGCACUGGCAGUUGUUGCUGGGGAUGAGGUUGGAGAGGGAGAGGGGGCAGAGACGGUGCAAGAGGAAGAGGUGCAGUCAGGUGAAUUUUCAGGUGGAGAGGUGUUACAAGGCGACCUGGUUCCGGCUGACGUGGCAUCAGACCCAUCCACUCCUGUGCCAGCUGACGUGGCAUCAGGCCCAUCCACUCCUGUGCCAGCUGACGCAUGGCAAGCGCAGCGGCAGCAGCACCGACCCCCUGCAUCUGCCGCCUCUCCUACUGCAGCAGCACCGGCUCCUACCCCAAACUGCAUCAGUUGGGGCGGACUGCGGAGUGACUUCCUCAACCGCUUCCAGCAGCAGCCUGAGCAACUCCCUGUGCCUCCUUUCAGAUCUCCACAGCCAGCAGCAUCAGCAGCUGUUGGCCGUGUCUCCUGGCAGAGGAGAGGGUGGGGGAGCAUGAGAGCAGAGGGUGUGGAAUCUGCGGCUGCUGAAGGUCCGCUGGCUGAUGCUGUGGGGGAGUUCUCUGCUGAGGUGGCAUCAGAAACUCCUGCUGACGUGGCAGUGGAAGCAACGGCUGAUGUGGCCACGGAAGCACCUGCUGAGGUGGCAGCGGAAGCACCUGUUGACGUGGCAGCGGAAGCACCUGCUGACGUGACAGCGGAAGCAGCUGCUGACGUGGCAUCGGGUGCGGCUGCUGACGUGGCAUCGGGAGCGGCUGCUGAAGUGGCAUCGAAAGCACUUGCUGAGGUGGAGGAGCAGGAGAAUGAGGCAUGGGAGGAAGAGAAGGGGGAAGAGGGUGGAGAAGGAGGAGAGGAGGAAAACGAGGAGGAUGAAAAAGAAGAGGAAGAAACGAAAGAAACAAAGGAGGAAGAAUUGGAGAAUGAGGAGGCGGAGGUAGAGGAGGAGGGUGCAGAAGGUGGGGAGGCUGCGGAGGGGGAGGAGGGUGCAGGGGAAGAGGAGGAAGGAGGGAGUGAGGCAGGAGAGGAAUCCACUGAGGAGGUGACUGUAGAAGUGACAGAGGAAUAUGAGGAGGUGACUGUAGAGGAAACGGAGGAGUAUGAAGAAGUGACAGUCGAAGUGACAGAGGAAUAUGAGGAAGUGACUGUAGAAGUGGAAGAAACGGGAGAAUAUGAGGAAGUGACUGUAGAAGUGGAAGAAACGGGAGAAUAUGAGGAGGUGACUGUAGAAGAAACGGCGGAAUACGAGGAGGUAACUGUAGAGGAGCAGGAGGAGAGGAACGCGGAGGAGCAGCGGGCGCUGCGGCUGCGUGUGGCGAGCAUGAAGCGGUUCAAUGCGGUGCUGGGGGAGCUCAGAUUCCGCCAGGGCAUCCGCGAGGAGGGGGAGGGGGAGGGCGGCACAGGGGGUGGCGGAGGGGGAGGAGCAGGGGCGGGUGAGGGGAGCGGGACGGGCGCGUCUGGGACAGGAGGUGGAGGUGCUGUGGGGCAAGCGGGGGGAGCAGCAGCAGGAGUGGCUCCUAUUGCGCUUCCGGCCAUGGCAGGUGCUGCUGGUCGGCAGCAGCCCAAUCCUCACAGUCCGGGCAAGCGAUCGCGGAUGCUGUCGCUGGUGGCGUCACAGGGCCUGCACGUGCCGGCGAGUGCAGUGACUCGCGAGAUCAUGGGGCUCACAGGGGGGAGUGCGGCUGGGGGCGAGCCGCAGUAUGGUAUCCUGGGACAUAAUGCUCACUCACCCGUGUUGCUUCCCUUACCCCCCUUUCAUUGCUUGCAGCGAUCGCGUAUGCUGUCGCUGGUGGCGUCACAGGGCCUUCACGUCCUGGCCAGUGCAAUGACUCAGGAGAUCAUGGGGCUCACAGGGGGGAGUGCUGGUGUUGCGCCGGUCACGCAUGCUGUCGCUGGUGGCGUCACAGGGUCUGCAUGUGCCGGCCAGUGCAGUGACUCGGGAGAUCAUGGGGCUCACAGGGGGGAGUGCUGGGCUGGGGAGUCGGAGCAUGGUGGUUCGGGACAGUAUGGGGCGUGCGGGAGGGGUGGUGCUAACCUGGGGCUGAGUCGCAGUAUGGUGAAGGAACGAAAGCAGCCUUCGUUGCUGGAUAGUAGUGGUAGCGAGGAGGAAGAGGAGGAGGAGGAAGAGGAGGAAGAGGAGGAAGAGGAGGUGGAGGAGGAGGAGGAAGAGGAUGAUAAUGAUGAGGAGGGUGAGGGUGGAGCAGAGGAAGGGGAGGGAGAAGAAGAGGAAGAGGAAGAAGAGGAGGGGGAGGAGGAAGAGUAUGGAGAGGCGGCGGAGGAGGAGGAAGCAGGGGGAGAGGGAGGAGACGAGGGAGAGGAGGAGGAGGAGGAUGCACAGGAGGAAGUAGAUGGAGUGGAUCAAAAAGAGAAUGAGGAAAGCGCGGAGGAGGAAGAGAAGGAGGAGAACGAGGAGAAUGAGGAGCAGGAGGACUUAGAGCACGAAGAUAUGGAGGUUGGGGGCGAGGCGACUUGGAAGAUGGAGGGAGCGGAGGAGGGUCCAGGUGAAGGGGAGUCAGCUGAGGAGGACGAUGAGAGCAAUGAGGAGGAAGAGGAGGAGGAGGUAGAGCAGGAGGACCUGGAGGAGACGCAGCAGGACACACGGAUAUGGAGGGGCGAUGAGUCUUGGGACUUGGAGGAGGCUGAGGAUGCUCCCGCUGAGGAUGCUCCAACCGAGGACACUCCAGCUGAGGAGAGCCCAGCUGAGGCAGGAGGAGGAGCGGAUGAGGAAGCAGGCAGUGAUUCUGCCAAAGACCCCCUGCUGCUGAAUGUGUCUGAGGGUGAGGGGCGUGCUCUUGCUGCUGUGGUGGCGUCUGCUGCUGCUGAUACCACCAGUGCACCCUCUAACAAGGCUGCGACUGUGGACGUUUCUGCUGGGAGGGUGAAAGCACUGGCUGCUGUGGUGGCUUCAUCUGCGUCUGCUGACGCCACCAGUGCACCCUCUAAGGAACCGGCGACUCUGAAUGUUGCAGAGGGGCGUGUGAAGGCUCUUGCUGCUGUGGUGGCGUCUGCAACUCCUGACACCACAGCUGCAGCCCCGAAAGAGGCAGCAACUAUAAAUGUUCCUGGCGGGCAUGUGAAAGCUCUUGCUGCCGUGGUUGCGUCAACUGCUGCUCCUGCUGACGCCACCAGUGCAUCCCCCAAAGCGGCGGCGGCUGUAGAUAUCGCUGGCGGGCAUGUGAAAGCUCUGGCUGCUGUGGUGGCGUCUGUGGGUGCUGCUGGUGCCACCAGUGCACCCUCUAACGAGCUCUUGCUCCCUCUGGCUGCUCCUGCUGCUGCUGAUACCACCAUUGCACCCCUUGAAGAGGCAGCGGCUCUAGAUGUUGCAGAGGGGCGUGUGAAGGCUCUUGCUGCUCUGGUGGCUUCUGUGGCAGCUGCUGACUCUGUCAGUGCAACGCCUAAAGGUGUGGCGAAUCCUGAUUUUGCAGAGGGGCGUGUGAAGGCUCUUGCUGCUCGGGCUGCCUCUGCUGCUGCAAACAACAGUGCUGAAAGCACCGGCGGUGCUUCAAAGGACUUGGUCUCUCUGGAGGUUGGAGAGGGGCGGGUGAGAGAGCUCGCUGCUAUGGCUGCCUCUGCUGCUGCCAACAGCAGUGCAACCGCCAGUGCUGCUUCAAAUGACCCCUCUCUGGAUGCCCUGGCUGCUCUUGCUUCCACUGGUGCUACCUCUGGUAACAAUGUUAGUCAAGGCCAAUCUAAUAGCAAUGGUGAACCCACCACGCUGUACGGCAAUGACAAGAGCAUCCAGCAGCAGCAGCAGCAGCACUACCCUGCUCCCUCCCCACGCCUCAUCCACCGUCCCUACUCCCCGUCACCGCGCUCCAUCCCUCACUCCCCAUCCGCCCAUCUCCCCUGCUACACUCGCUGCCCCUCCACCCAUCUCGUGAGCCCCAUUCGCCCCCGAAGAAGCUUCAGCCCUAGUAGGUUCCGGGCAUUUGAUGCUGCAGCAGUGGCAGCAGCAGCCUUGUCAGGAGUUUCCCCUCAGCGCCGCCGCUCCCCUUCGCCGAACCUCCCACGUUAUUCCGCCUCUCCGGGGGCUUAUCCUAGCGGCUUUCCCAUCCGAACCUCGUCUGUGAGCCCGAGCCAGUCACCCAUGGCCCGAGGCCUGCCUCCACGGCUGCCGCCGAGGUUCGGCAGCAGCGUGAGGUUUGGUGGGGGUGCGAGGGACCCGAGGUUUGGCGAGUUCCGUGAUUCGUCGAGAGAUUCAGAUUUCCGCGAGGGGGCGGGGAGGAGAGGUGCUGGCAUGGGGGAGGUAGGGGGAGGUGGAGCAGGAGGGGUUGGGGGUUUGGGGAGUGGGGGAGGGAGUGGGGGAUACAGCAAAUCUCGGUCGUUGGAUCGACAGAUAAUGGUGGGAUCACCAGGAGGGAUGGUGGGAGGCGCGGGGGAUGUGCUUAUAACGAAGGGCAGUGGCGGCGGCAUGGAGGGAGAAGGGCAUGAGGGGGAAAUGCUGGGGGAUGAUGCAGAAAACGAGGAGGAGAGAGAGGAGGAAGAUGAAGGGGAGGAUGAGGACGAUGAGGAGGAGGGAGAGGAGGGAGAGAGAGGAGAAGGGUCCACCUACUGUAGCGGCAGAGGUUGUACGGGAAUGGACGGAGGCAGGGAGGGAGGGGUGGGUGAUGUGGCUGGGGUGUUGGGGAAUGGAGCAUUGGUGUUUGGUGCAGUUGAUGUGGCCGGGGACAGCAGGGAAGUCGGUGGGGGCGAUUGGAGAAAUGCAUGGGGAGGCGUGCGGCAGGAGGGAUGGAAGAGGGCGAGAAGCGUUGCAACUGGAGUAAUGGCGACUGGUGGGGUGAUGGCAGGUGGGCAGCAGCAGCAUUCGAUUUACAGAGGGAUAGCAGAGGGAGAAGAGGAGGGAGGGAUGGAGAACAAAAAGGACGGACCAGCUGUGGUAGAAGGGGAAGUUGUUGGGGGGGUGGAGCAGAAAAAGAGGCAGCAGAGGGAGAUUUUGCAGCUGCAAACAGCAACACGGGUGCAGAGGGGAGAGGGAGGAUGGGCUCACUUGUGUGCCAAGAUGGAGCAGCAGAGGCAGCUGUAUGAAGCCCAAGGUGAGCCUUAUGUGUGCCUUAUGAAUCUCAAGGUGAGCCUUAUGUGGGAGAGGAUAGUGUGUAACAGUGUCAAGCUGCUGGGUGCGUUGGAGUCUCCUACCAGAUGGCCUCACCUGUGUGCCAAGAUGGAGCAGCAGAGGCAGCUGUAUGAAGCCCAAGACGACUCAAGAGCCACCCAGCUAUCAGACCUGCCGGACGAGUUCAUCGUCCAGAUCCUCUCUCGCCUCACCGACCCGCUCGACUGGACGGCGUGUCUCGUCCUAUCCAGACGCUUCGCCGCCCUCUCCUGCCUCGCGCUGCAAGCCCUCUACCUCCUCCCGAACCGCCUGCUCCCCAAGCCUCUGCUGGCUCGGUACCUAGCCUGUUACCCGAACCUGGCAGUGCUGUAUCUGCCCUGGAACAGCGUGGAGGUGGAGGGAGAUGAUGUUUUCGAGAUGAUUGCUUUAUCCAGAUUGGAGCUGCAGGCUCUGCAUGUCGAUGUCUUCCCGGUUACAAUGUAA